AUAAUAGAAAAGCAUGGUCUCUUCCCUAAUGACGUACCUAAUUGGAAUUGGGCUAACUCUACUGAGCACUUCAGAAUUUUAUACAAUUCAAGUUGGAGCGACACCAACCGAUGCCGAAAUCACGCAACUCACAUUAGCUGUCAAUAGCCUUUCAAUAAUAGUUGGUAAACAGCAACAACGCAUAGGAGACCAAAAUAAGGAAAUUGCUGCAUUGAAAGAUAAUGAUAUCAAACUGAAAACCCUAGUUGGACAGUUGGACGGGAAAUGUGAUGAAGCUUGUAAAUGUAAGUGUAGGCGUAUUCCAGGAAGGAGAGGGCUUAAAGGGAAUCCUGGUGUAAAAGGUGAAACUGGUCCACAAGGCCCAAAGGGAGAUGAAGGUGACAUAGGACAAAAUGGGUUAGAUGGUGAAAAGGGCGAUAGAGGUGCGAAUGGCCUGCCAGGUGCAAAAGGCGAAAAAGGUGAUCGGGGGUCAAAAGGAGAAAAUGCUGUUUCUAUUCAAGGACCAUCUGGUCCACCAGGACCACGUGGACAAAGGGGUGAACCAGGAAAUAGAGAAGACGUGCAACAAAACGAGGAGAUGACAAUUGAAGAGGCUUUGAUUAAUGACGAUUUAGUAAAUGGAGAUGAUGCUUUCAUAGUAACUUACGGGAUGUGGACAAAAUGGAGUCCUUGGUCACGUUGCAGUGUCACGUGUGAUAGUGGAACUCAGACCAGAACGAGGCUUUGUCGGAAGACGUCACCGUGGGAUAUUGAUUGUGAUGGAGAGGAUAGCGUCUCAAGAUUUUGCGACAAUGGAUUGUGUCCAGAUUGUGACAAAACGUGUCCAUCAAAUAAACGUUUAAAUGGAAACUGUACGGCUUGUAUUUGUCCAUCUAAUAUGAGACACAUACAAGUUUUCAAUACGAAAAUGGUCCCGAUAGAUGGCGUGACAGUUGCUAAGUUGGAGACACAGUAUGAAAUAUUGGGAACAACCGCUGAUUCAAAUGGGACUACAAUUGAUUAUCUUUGUGAAUCAGACUUGUUGAUAUUCAAGAAGUCGAAGUAUGUGGAUGUCACAUUAUCUGUUGGUGGGGUCUCUUCCGAUCCAAUUGUGGUUACAAUGGAAACAACAGAAUCAAUAGAAGUAGUGAGCCAUCCUCAAGAUGCAGUAGCAUUAACUGGUGAUUUCGUCAACUUCACGUGUCGAGCUAUAGGAAAACCACCACCUGACGUAUAUCAGUGGUUCAAGAACGGGGAACUUAUCACAACCAACCCA
Molecule: messenger RNA, 1255 nt
Organism: Owenia fusiformis
Lineage: Eukaryota; Metazoa; Annelida; Polychaeta; Sabellida; Oweniidae
Source: the annotation of a GenBank genome assembly